AUGGCCCCUCGCGGCGCGGCGCCGACUCUGCCCGUGGCUCUUGCUCUGGCCGCGGUGGCUGUGGGAGCCUGGGCGCAGGGGCUUCCGGGCUCGCUCUCGCCCGGGCAGGGCUGCGCCGCGCUGGGCCGCUGCUGCCCAGGCCGUGACCCGAAUUGCGCCGCCCGCGGCUCCCCGCGCUGCUUCUGCGACCAGGCGUGCGGCGCGGCGCGGGACUGCUGCGCGGAUUACGCGCGGGUCUGUCCAGCGGUACCCUGCGUGGUGGCAGAGUGGAGUGACUGGAGUCGCUGUGCCAAGCCCUGCCAGGUCUCCUACCGCGUCCGCCAGAGGCACAUCCUGCAGGAGCCCAGGAAUGGUGGUGCCCCCUGUCCCCCGCUAGAAGAGCAGGCUGGCUGUAUGGAGUACUGGAGCCGCCAGGGAGUGGAGUGCCAACAGUCCUUGCGUGAGCUGGGGGUGGCCACAAGUGGCUGUCAGUGGGAGCAAUCUGGCUGGACUGUCGGGGCCCCUAUGAUCCCUGGGAGGGGCCUGAGUUUGGGGUGGGACUUUGCCUUCCUUUGCCCUGUCUCCCCUCCUCACCUUGUGGAUGAGUUAAGAAGUUCUGACUUCCUCUGGGCGUUUCAGUGUCCUCUCUCUACUCAUUUCUCUGUGUAAAUUGAUCAGGACUUUUUGUCAGUGCAAGGGAUGGGACACCCAACUUAAACUGACCUGAGCAAAAUUUCUUGGCUCAUGUAACUAAAAUUGCCGGGGAUACGUUCAGGCAUGGCUGGAUCCAGGGGCUCAAACAAUGCUGCCAAGUGUCUCUCCCCCUCUCUCAGCUCUGCUUUUCUCUGUGUUGGCCUUAUUGCCAGGCAGAGUGUCCUCCUCUAAUGGUCUUUGAUAGCUCUAGGCUUCCAGGAAGAAGUAGCCCCUUUCCUCUUAAUUCUAGCAAAAGCCCUAGGACAACACUCGUUGGCUGACACGGGUCAUGUGCCCACUGAUGAACCAAUGGGCAUAUAUGAUUUGAGUUAAUUCUGGCAACUCUAUGAUGUAGGUACUAAUAUUAUCCCCAUUUUUGUGAUGAGAAAACUGAGGCUCAGGGAGGUGCAGUAACUUGACCAAAAUCACUCAGCUGUAAGAGGGGAAGCCGGGACCAGAAACCGGAUUUAUCUGGGUCUCUCCUCACUGCUUUAGGCUGCAUCAAAAGAAGCAGGAUCGCUGCUGGAAGAGAGGAGAGACAGGAGAUUGUGUGUACAGUGUAUUACAGCUGCCAUAGGUUCAAUCCCUAUGGCAGCACCAGGAGGAGGUACCUGGGAUGUCCCUGUGUGGCCGUCCUCUAGGUCACCAGCAUUAGUUAAGCACUGGUGUUUCAUCCAACUCGAUCUCUCAGGGAGUGGAGAGGGAUGGGGACUUCUUUGGCUUUGUUUUCCCCUAACUCUUGUGAAUUGUGGCUGUCAAGUCUCCUCCUGUGUGUUCUCCUAAUCUGCUUGCUCUAGGAAGGAAGACUUGAAAGUUGGCCCAACAAAAUAAUUUUAUUAAUUGAUUAAUCCAUCUAACCAUCCCUCUGUAUCUCCUCUCUUCCAUCCUUACAUCUUCUCAUCUUUUCAUCCAUCCAUCCAUCCAUCCAUUUAUCCAUCUGGCCGUCCAUCCAUCCAUCCAUCCAUCCAUCCAUCCAUCCAUCCAUCCAUCCAUCCAUCCAUCCAUCCAUCCAUCCAUCCACUCUUUUAUCCUAUACCAUUUCUUUUAUCUAUUCAUCCAUCCACCUGUCUUCUCUUUAUCCAUCCUUCUUUCCACUCAUCAUUUCUUUUAUCUAUCAUUCAUCUACCCAUCUCUCUGUUCUUCCUGUCUUCCAUCCUCCCAUCUUCCAUCCUUCCUUUCUUCCAUAAUUUAUUCCUUCCAUCCAUCCAUCCAUCAUCCAUCCAUCCAUCCAUCCGUCCGUCCAUCCAUCCAUCCAGUUACUGACUCUUUUAUCUAUUCUUUUUUACUUAUCCACUCAUUCAUUCACCAAAAUCACUCAUUCACUCAAGGAGCUUUUACUGAGACUCACUGUGCACACACCAGGCCCUGUGCUAGGCCCUGGUGUCUCAGGGGUAAAUAUGAUUCCGCCUCCAAUACUGAACAAAGGGUAUGAGGACUGCCUACCCAAUUCUAAGAUCCUGCCGUCUCCUUGGGGUUCUCAAAUAAAUGACUUGGUGCCGCAGAUACCCAGGCCUGGCUCCUCUGUGGUGCCACAACCUGGGUACUGUGCUGCCUGAUUUAGUUUUCUCCUUGCUCUACAGUCCCAGCUCUGAUAACCACGGGCAGAUAUGGGAAAGAGCGGAAAAAGCGAGGUGUACCUAAGGAGCAGGAGACAGUAGGGUAAGUUGAAACAAAUGAACCCUAAGGCAACCUAGAAUCUAUGACCAUUCUUCCUUGGACUAAAUGUCUUUCAUGAUGUC
This is a messenger RNA of Loxodonta africana (African savanna elephant), 2411 nucleotides long. RefSeq names its product somatomedin-B and thrombospondin type-1 domain-containing protein-like. NCBI's taxonomy places the organism in Eukaryota, Metazoa, Chordata, Mammalia, Proboscidea, Elephantidae. The transcript has 2 exons. The record is from RefSeq and is a predicted model, not a curated record. Bases 1 to 648 code for a protein of 215 amino acids.